CACGACACGAGGGGAGGUUCGUCUUGGUCGGAGGAGCGCGAUUGUGAAGGUUUUUAAACAGAGACAAACAUCAUUCUUGUUGUUAAAUACAAAGGAGACAUGGAUUCAAGGGUAGCUGAUAUAAAAGACCUGAUUUCCAGAUUGACUGGCACUGAGAGCGCAGACAAAGAUAUGAUCACAUGCAGACUCCUCAGCAUGGUAGAGACUCUCUCCAGGGCCGAAACCAAGCUGGACAAUGCCGACGAGGUGGAGUCAAGUGCAGUGCAGCUGUGGAACUGGGUGGUGGCCAAGAAGAUGGGAAAUCAGAUCUCGGAGGAAUGCAAUGCAAAACUUCGGCACUCGGCCUGCAAGCUCCUUUGCCUCAUUGAGACGUCCACCCUAAGCCCCACCACCAUCCAGCGUCAAAUUCUGAUGGCUAUGAAGACCGCUCACAGUUGGAUGGACUGCAAGAAAUUCAACCUUUGUGAGGAGUUUCUGGAUGGCGCCGAGAACAACGUUGGUCACCUGAUGAAAGCAAAUGGCGGGCUGCCGACAGACAGCCCUGAGCGGGUGGAUGUGCAGAUACACCUGUUCAAGGUCCACUGCCUGCAGGCCGAGCUAGCAGUGAACCGGGGCCGGCACGAGAAAGGCAGUGCUCUCUUCUUCAGGUGUAGGGACAUGCUCCUGAGCCUUCCCCAAGAGACGGUGUAUCUGUCCAUGUUGUGCUACAACUUUGGGAUUGAGACAUACGAGCAGAAACAAUUUGAAGAAUGCAUCUUCUGGCUCAGACAAAGUUAUGACAUUGGCAAGAUGAACAGCAAGUACAGUGCCAGCUCUACUCACCAGGCCAAGUCACUGCGGUUGCUGGCCAAGGUUUAUAUGGACUGGGAUGUGAUAAAGUACUCAGAGAAGGCCCUACAUGCUCUGGAGAUAGCCACCACUGAAGAACCACACUCGGAGGGUCAGCUCUUAAAAGUGAAGAUUCUGACUCAAUGCAAAGCAUCAGAGACCGCCAUUCUCGAAGCUGUGGAAGACCUGUUUAAGCAGGAUAAACCGGUAACGCAUGCACUGACUGCCUUGAGAAGUCUCCUGCACGACAACAGGGAGUCGCUGUGUUCUAGCUGUCUGGAGACGCUGACCAAACAUAUGCAGCACAGCCUGGAGUUCGGGCAAAUCCUUCUCUUCAAGCUCGAGUUCCUGUUACAUUUUGGGCACGAGUCACUGGCAAGGCAGCACGUGGAGGAGUGCAUUACAGGUCACUACACGGGCAGGCCUCUCUCUGACAGCGUGAAGAAACUCUUCCAAGCCAUGAUUUGGGAGCAGGCGGCAAAGUUCUAUGAGGUCUCCGACUAUGCCACCGCGCUAAAGUGGUACAACUGCUCAGCCAGCCUAUAUUCACCGGGCUCGAAUGACGAGAACUUGGGACGUCUGCAUCGUAACCGAAGCACCUGCUACCAGCACAUGCUGCAGUAUGAGCAGGCCAUGGAGGCAGCCAAGGAGGCCCAACACUGUGAUCCAGACUCCAUCAACACUAAUUUUGUAAUCUUCCAACUCACUUUGUCCACAGGGAACAUUCAGGGUGCCACAGAGGCCCUCAGCAAAAUGGAGAUGCUGAGCAAGUCAGCUGAGAAUAAGGACUCGAGCCUGGAGCCAAACUCCCUCUCGGAGCUGCUGGAGCUUGCAGCGCAGCUCGGCCUAGAGUACAAACAGAAUAAGUUGGCAGCAAAGGCCCUGGAAAUCUUCUCUUCAACUUCGAGUGAUAUUAAAAAAACCCUGCACGCUCUAAAAUGCUUAGUGAGACUGAGAAUAACGGAGGAUGAAGAGGAAGAUAAGCUAACAAAGGACAUGGCCCCAAUGAUCUCCUAUCAGCAAACAGCUCUAGAAAAACUGAAGGACUGUGAUGGCAAACUUACAGUUGAAGAAAGAGAUGCUGAUGCAAACUGGUUUAAAAGUAUUGCUUGGAACUUUGCAUUGGAUAGUGAGAAUGGUCCUGAAAAUAUGGAAACAUUUUUCAUGCUGUCAUAUCAGCUCUCACGGCUGUGUGUCGAGGACGUGCCCCAACUCCUCGCCCAGAAGACCUGCCUGGUGAUGGCAGCAGGGGCGGCGCUGCAAUUAGGAAGGGACAGCACGGGCGACGAACAGUUGGCUCAGCUCACAAGGGUGCUGGAGCACACCGAGGCGUGCCGGAAGGUCGAUGCCAGAUUGAGGACAGAGGUUAAAGUGGGGCAGCCCCAGCGAGACCCGUCCAGUACCCUCAUGCGUCUCUACGAGCUGGAGGCGAAAGCCAAGCUGUGCAGCCUUGAGGGUGAAUGCUCUAAUCGCACAAGUGUGGCAAGCCCACGGUUAGAGGAGGCCCUGCAGUCCCUGUUCGACUUGCCUGACGUGGAGCCCCAUGCUCUGGAAACCGCAGCAGCACUGCUGAUGGACCCACCUGCCCACUACCUGAACCUGAGCAAGAAAGCCCUCCGCUUCGCCUUCUCUAUGCACCUCAAACGAACUCCAGUGAACACAGAGACGUGCAGCAAGAUCCUACACAGCCUCAUCCAGGCAUCCUUGCCCCGUGGGGUCAUGGAGGAUGCCGAUAGCGAUGAUGAGGCGUGGGGCUACUUCCAGGACGCCCUCUUUCUGCUGGCCGAUAAGCAGGACGAGUACCCCGAGCUGCAGGUGCUGUGGCUCUUGACGACGGCGUGGAACCGCGGCGUUGCUGUGCUGACCUACGGGCGCGCCUCGAAGGUGGCGGAGCGCUGGUGCAGCCUGGCCAUGCGGCUGCUGACGCACCUCACCUCGCUGAAGUCCAGCUAUCAGCAGAAGUUGACACCACUGUACACGGACAUUCUGGAACGAGUGGAAAAGGCAAAGGAACAUGAGGUCAAGGAGGAGUGAAGCGCGGCUCGCACGUAAAUGAGUCUGUCACUUGAUUUUUCUUUCAGUGAACUUGAAUUAUAGCCAGGUGAUAGUUAAUUUGAGAUGGAAGUCUAUUUCACAAGGGAGACCUGAGAAAGUCAUCGUCCACAUCAUCCACAAUCUAUCCACCACUAGAUGGUCUCCCGAAGUCAUUGCCAUCUCAUAUGUCAAUUCGAGAAUAUGUCCAGAAUCCGGCUCAUGAGCUCUUAUUCAGGUAGAUAUAUGCAGUGUAGAAUAUGACAUCAAAUACCACAAACAUUAAAGAAUGUCAUUAGUAGAAAUAUAAGCAUACAUUGCAAAAUGUGCAUACACAUUUCCCAUGACCAAACCACCCUGAAUGCCCCCGAUCUUGUUACUUAUCAGAAGCCAAGCUGGUUCAUAAUUGCAUUGGAGACUGCUUUGGAAUACCAGGUGUUGUAGGUUUGAGCUGCGAGGUGGCCAGGACAAAGCAGGCCAGAAAAGGAUUUAAUCAAUCUGUGUGGAGUUUUGAGUAUCCUCUGCUACGCAUAUUUUUUUUCACGAUACCUUGAUCUUCUCUCACAUGCCAAAUACAAUUGAAAGGAAUUUGGCCAAGCAUCCCAGUGCAGGAUCCUCUUGAAAAGGAGUCUUGAGACUAAGUGAGUAAUUCCUGGAUACAACAUGGAGAGUAUGACUUGCUCGACAAACAAAGGGCUUGGAUAGUGAUACCUCUGUUUACUGUUAAAGUUAAGUGCUAUACUCACUACUAUAACUCAAAAUAGCAACAUACCAACACAUGGUUCACAAAUACCCACUGCAUGCGCAUGAGCGCCCACACACACUCAUCUUAAAGACAAAGAUCUCCCUGUGUAGCCUUGUUAACUGCCAAGACAGGAAUUUUGCACUAAACACAGUGGGUUUCACAUCACACAUAUGCUCGGCCAUCUCUGUUUUCACCAGUUAAUAAUUCUUGUGUUGAGUCAACCUAGGGGGAACACGUGCAGAAUUAAGUACCCCAAUUAGCCACUGGUUAUUGGUUGUGAUGUUUGUUGUGGUCAGGAAUUGAAUCCUGGUUGCCAGGUUUCUAGUCCAGUGCAUUUAAACGUUUAAAAAGUUAUAUUAAAUUGUUCGUUGGGCAGUUUCAGCAGUUGUUAGCAUUUUAAAAUGAUUAAUUACAGUGUGUGGGGUUUCACAGCUGUGCCGGUUAGCUCUCCGACGUGUUUUGGGAUGUACUAUGUGUUCAGGUUUAUUUUGUUUAACCCGGUGAGAACACAAGAGAUCAGCAUGUAUGUUGAACUUCUUUCGCACCAUACGUAGCGAACCGUGCUAAUCAGAGGUGCGGGGGAAGGACAACAAACUAAACACAAAAAGCAGCAUAGCCUCACUUCCGAGAGUGACGUGUAGCAUCAGUUUGCAAGUAUGGGGCAAUGAUUCUAAUGUAUAACCUCAAUUGAAUACACUUUUGAACAACUCAAUUCAGUUCCUGAAGAUGCCACCGGAACAUAGAACAGAACCUCGGAUAUCAUACCAAAGCAACACGCAAUACAACCCAAGAGCACAGCGGAGAGAUUAAUGACAGGUUUAAAUGUGUUAAUUGUUAAGCAUUACAUUGCAAACGCAUAGCUGGCAAACGUGGUUCUGUUUCAUCAGCACCGUGGUCCACACCCAGUCUCCGUUCCCUUGUUGGAUUUCAACUAUCAGUGAGAGUCAUUGAGACUUUGACAACCCGUAACAACUCCCUAAUCCAGAAAUGGUGGAUUACUUUGAAGUGAUUAGAUGAUUACACAUAUGGUGGGAAAUUUUUUCCAUGAAAAUCUAAAUUAGGGUUGUCAAAUGUUUCAAUAAAGUAAUUGUGGGUUAUGUAAUGAAUAAAUGUUAAAUGUAGGUUAUUAGUUUUUUUAUGAACACACCAAUACAUUUUCAUUAAGGGUACUCGUUCUCUGUGUCAGGACAGCAUAUUCCAUUGCUACUCGUUCAGUGAGCCAUGUUGAUAACUGUGCCUUUGCUAUUUGUUGUUAGCAGCACUGGAAAGGUUUGAGUUUAAUGGUGCAAUUUAGUCGAACAUUGAUAAGCAUGGAAUAUAGGUAGUGCUAAUUGAGAAUAAUUAUAAUUUUAGAACACUUUAAUACAAAGGGCCUGAUUUAUGUGUUGGCAGAAAGGCCACAAAUAUUUGGCAUCUACCCAUUCAUAGAUGAAAACCGAUUCUUGCAGUCAUGAUCCGUGCAUCACAUCGUGCGUCAAAUAAUUAAUUAUAUGCGAAUGUGUCAUUAGGCUCACAGAACAAACACGACAUACUGUACAAAUCAGGUAACAGAAGUGAGAAAAAACUGAAAUUUGACCCAAUCCUGACUCCAAAUUGAGGCAAUUUGUCAAAGCAUCAGGGAAAUGGGCGUUGAAUCGUUACAUCGUCAUCAGUCCAGUCAUAAUAAAUCCACUGCUAGUUGAAAGCCUACCCAAGCCGUCACCAUCUCUUCUGAUCCUGCCAGGUAAUAAUACACUGAGCACCUGUACACGAGCUGAUUUCAUUGCUGCGUCUCCUCGAUGGACGUCAUCAACUGGCGCGUUUUGUUACAAGCCUACUAUUUAAUGCCGAUUUGACCGUUUUUUACCAAACAAUCGGUAGUAAAUAUUAUUUAUCCGUCAACGUGUAGAUGAGGCUGAAGGUUUACCAUCCGAUGGGGAGACAUUAAAAUUUGACAGCACUUGUUUGCUGUAACUCCGUUAUAAAGAUGAUGCUGAAAAAAAAAAUUAUUCGUGGUUUCACCACCUGUUACUGAGGCUCAAUAAAAUAAUUUGACGUUCUA
Lethenteron reissneri (Far Eastern brook lamprey) is the source of this 5645-nucleotide messenger RNA. It is a transcript of the gene TEX11, whose product is annotated as testis expressed 11. Gene Ontology annotation, cellular component: central element. Gene Ontology annotation, molecular function: protein binding. Lineage: Eukaryota; Metazoa; Chordata; Hyperoartia; Petromyzontiformes; Petromyzontidae. The record is from RefSeq and is a predicted model, not a curated record. Gene Ontology annotation, biological process: meiotic cell cycle; male meiosis chromosome segregation; synaptonemal complex assembly.